Phascolarctos cinereus (koala) is the source of this 2637-nucleotide messenger RNA. RefSeq names its product phosphoglycerate kinase 1-like. Lineage: Eukaryota; Metazoa; Chordata; Mammalia; Diprotodontia; Phascolarctidae. The record is from RefSeq and is a predicted model, not a curated record. Gene Ontology annotation, cellular component: cytosol. Gene Ontology annotation, molecular function: ADP binding; ATP binding; phosphoglycerate kinase activity. Gene Ontology annotation, biological process: gluconeogenesis; glycolytic process.
CAGGCCCUGGCCCCACCUCCCACCUAGACCCCGCCUCCUCGUGGGAGUCCGCGGGAACGCGCUCUGCUGGAUCAGCGUCCGUGCAAGGAGCUAGGUUGCAGCAGAACCAGCAGAAGCAGCCCCGUGGGCCUUCCAUCUCCCAGUGCCCCCGAGAAGAUGUCUCUUUCCCAAAAGCUCACCUUGGACAAGGUAGAUGUGAAUGGAAAGCGGGUUGUGAUGAGGGUGGACUUCAAUGUGCCCAUGAAGAACAACCAGAUCACCAACAACCAGAGGAUCAAGGCCGCCAUCCCUAGCAUCAAAUACUGCUUGGACCAUGGCUGCAAGUCGGUUGUGCUCUUGAGCCACUUGGGCCGUCCCGAUGGCAUUCCCAUGCCAGACAAAUUUUCUUUGGAGCCUGUGGCGACCGAGCUCAAAUCCUUACUUGGCAAAAAUGUUGAGUUCCUGAAGGACUGUGUGGGACCUGAUGUGGAGAUAGCCUGUGCUAACCCUGCGCCUGGUUCAUUGUUCCUACUGGAGAAUCUCCGCUUCCAUGUGGAAGAGGAAGGGAAAGGCAAAGAUGCAUCUGGGGCAAAGAUCACUGCAGAUCCAGCCAAAGUAGAAGCUUUCCGGGCUUCCCUUUCCAAGCUGGGGGAUGUCUAUGUCAAUGAUGCUUUUGGUACAGCUCACCGGGCCCACAGCUCCAUGGUUGGAGUCAACCUUCCCCAGAGAGCAUGUGGUUUCCUAAUGAAGAAGGAGCUAGAGUAUUUUGCUAAAGCCCUGGAGAAUCCAGUGCGACCUUUCUUGGCCAUCUUGGGUGGAGCUAAAGUUGCAGACAAGAUUCAGCUGAUCAACAACAUGCUAGAUAAAGUCUGUGAAAUGAUAAUUGGUGGUGGGAUGGCUUUCACCUUCCUUAAGGUUGCCUCCAACAUGGAGAUUGGCAAUUCUCUAUUUGAUGAAGAGGGAUCCAAGAUUGUUAAAGACCUGAUGGCUAAGGCUGAGAAGAAGGGUGUGAAGAUAACCCUACCUGUUGACUUUGUCACUGCAGAUAAAUUUGAUGAGCAUGCGAAUGCUGGUGAAGCCACCGUGCAGUCUGGCAUACCUGCUGGGUGGAUGGGUUUGGACUGUGGUCCUGAAAGCAGCAAGAAAUUUGCUGAAGUUGUGGCCCGGGCCAAGCUAAUUGUGUGGAAUGGUCCUGUUGGAGUAUUUGAGUGGGAAACCUUUGCACAGGGAACAAAAAAGCUAAUGGACAGUGUGGUAGAGGCCACCACUAAGGGCUGCAUCACAAUCAUUGGUGGUGGGGAUACUGCCACUUGCUGUGCCAAAUGGAACACUGAAGAUAAGGUCAGCCAUGUGAGCACUGGAGGUGGUGCCAGUCUAGAGCUUCUGGAAGGCAAAGUCCUCCCUGGGGUGGCUGCCCUGAGCAAUAUCUAAUGCAUGCAGUUUUCUACCUAUUGGUUCCCAAAAAAAGUCCUUAAGACUGUGGGACUCUACUUUAACUUCUUCAGUGUUUCUAAACACAUCUUUGUGGUUUGUAGAAUGUGUGUGUGUAUUUUGACCUUACAAAGUUAAAAGAAAGUAAAAACAAAUGUUGACCGUGUUCUGUUACUCUUUUGAAAUAUGUUGUGCCAUUCAGCUUUGUUAGUAUAUUAGUGACUCUUUUUGUCACUGCAGUAUGAAAACAAAAUAAAACAUUGUUUUUCCCCCCACUGUUGUGAUUUGUAGAAUAUGUAUGUGUUAUAUAUUUUAUCUUUAUAACUGAAAAAGUUAAAAGUGCUAUUACUCAUAUUCUCUUUCAAAGCUGUACAGUUCAGCAUUGUUAGUAUUGUAGCAGCUAUUUUUAUCAUUACCCAUGGUAUAGAAACAAGACUUGACCUCUUAGAAUCCAGAUCAGCCACAGCUGAGCUUCAGCUCCUCUGGGCUUAGAACCGAUCUGCUGUGUAUUUGGUUCUGCAGCUGUGUGUUUGGUUCUGCAGCACUGCAGUGUUAACUUCUUUUCCAGCUCCUGCUUGAGGUCUCCCUUUAUUCCCUUUAUGCUCCUUAUUUUGCAGGGACAUUGAGGGACUCCCCUAAUGAACUUAAAAUCAGCUUUAUCUCUAAAUUUUGGGUUCUUUAGAAGGAUACAAGUGAUGUAGGUAUGUCAUCUGCUCUUUUCCAUGUCAAUUUAAAAUUUGAUGUUAGAGGGACUGAGGUGAUGACCUCGACCAAGGGUGGCCGAUUCCACAGAGAUGGAACAAUAGGACUUUUUGCUGUUAGGUUUCUUCAUUUUGCAGCCAAGUGCACAGUUUUCCCCCCCCCAUAAAAUAAGCCAAUAAACAAAAUAACACAAAAUUCAUUUAUAAGAAAACAUCGAGUUUUUUUUUAUCCUGUGUAAUUAAUUAUGUAUUAACAUGAUUAUUUUUAAGUUUUGGUGGUUAAAAUAAACCUGAUUCGAAAUGAGGAAAAAAAAUUUUGUCUAUUACCUGUAUAUGUGUGCUAUAUACAAAAUUUUCCUUGUAAUAGCUACCUUCCAAUAUUGACAAAUGUACCAAUAUCAUCAGAUUUUUAACAUUGAUGAAGAUAUUUUGUUUGAUCACUUGAAAAUGUACGAUAUUGCUUAAGGCUUCUUUUAAAAUGAAUCAUCAACAAAAAUAAUAAUUAUAAAUAAAAUAUUAAUAUUUA